Messenger RNA from Protopolystoma xenopodis, 201 nucleotides. The record is from the annotation of a GenBank genome assembly. Lineage: Eukaryota; Metazoa; Platyhelminthes; Monogenea; Polystomatidea; Polystomatidae.
AUGCGACAUCUCAAGUGGAUUACUAGUACAUUUGGGCCAUAUCGCCGAAUUUCUGUGACGGCUUGCUUAUCCGUUCGCCCUGACUGUCAGGUCCCAAAUUUGUACCCGUUCAUUCGAGCAGACAUCACCUACUGGCAACGUCUUCACUUGAUUGCCGAAAUGUCCUCACUUCCUUCUCGCGAUCCCUUUUCCUCCAGUUAG